AUGUUUGCCUCCGUUGGGGUCUCGGAGGAGCAGGUCUUCGGUGACCUCUACCUCGCCUGGCUCAAGGAUACAGGGGAGAAGAACAGCAAUGACUCCCGCAAGCUCUUUCGUGAGUUGAUGGAGCACGGUUUUAGGGAGCGUCAGAUCGUGCUGCGCAAGGAGCGUCUGGGCGCCAAUGUCAUCGCAAGCCUCGCCUCGCUGCUGCAUCGCUCCCCCCUGGCGCGACUGGACCUGCACAGCAACACCCUGCGCGACAGCGGUUGCGAGAUGGUGGCGCAUCUCCUUCGUGACAUUCCCAACCUUCUCUAUCUUGACCUCGGCGCCAAUGACAUUGGGCCGCAGGGCAUCCAGGCCCUCAGCUACGUCGUCGCCACGCACAAGAAGCUGCAGACUCUCAUCCUUGGCUCCUCCGUACACGACGCCUACGCCAAUCGCAUCGACGCCGCAAGUGCCACGAGUCUUUUGGAGGGGUGUCUGCGGAGUCGCACGCUGCGUCACCUUGACCUCAGCGGCAGCACAAUUGGCGACCCAGAGAGCUGCAGCAGGCCCCGCGGUGUAACGGGCGCGGCAGAGUUUACAGUCACCCCGCCAUCACGGAAUUCUACUUGGCCAUCCUCCACGGCGCGCCGAAGUCAGGUGGCAUCACCCACGCAAACGACAGGCAACAGUAAAAGGGUUGGCGGCGGCACCUCCUCUGCAGCUGGUGCCAGCGGUACUGGAAGCAGGGCGGUUGAGAGCCCCGACAUUGGCAGCGGCGGCUCCUUUAGACGUCCCAUUGAUGUGCUGUCGGAGUUAAUCCGUACAUCGACGACGUUGACGACGCUGAAGUUGCGUGAGGUGCGGCUCACCACCGACGCCGCCCUCCGUAUCAUUCACGCCGCGAUGGAAAGUACGAGUCUCUCGUUUGUGGAUCUUUCCGGCAACGAACUCACCGGGCCUGUGGGUGACGCAUUUGGGGAACUCGUGUGGCGUCGUGUGAAGGAGCAGCAGCCAUCCAGGCUGCACACCAUUUUAUUAAGCAAUAACCCGCUGAUGCAGCCAAAUUGCAGUAUGCCUCCACCGCGACUCUUUUCUGCGCUUUCCAGUGACCGUUUGUUGGUGUGUUUGCACUUAGACAGUUGCGGUGUGGAUGACGCAGCACUUGUGCCACUGUGCCGUGCGUUGUGCACGAACGGCGCGUUGCAGUCACUUCACCUGGACCGCAACGCUAUCACGUCAGAGGGCGCCGUCAUGCUGGCCCGUGCCCUUUGCCGGCACAUCUUUCUCCAAGACGUCUCUCUGGAGGGCAAUGUCAUACGAGACGAGGGCACAUGCGCCUUUGCAAGCAUGCUGGAGACGAAUCAGACGUUAAUCUCACUUAAUUUGUCCAAUACGUGGAUGGGCGAGCGCGCCCUCGUGGCGCUUGGUGUCGCGCUUGUGGAAAACAGGACUCUGCAGCGACUUAACAUUGACAAUAACCACUUCUCGGAGGAUGCCGCAGGGGCCUUCGCCGCGCUGCUGGAGAGCAACCGCUACCUGCUGCGCUGCAGAAUGCACGGGAACAGCAUCGGCCACCAGGCGGUGCUGCGCAUUGAUAGGAUUACCUCCCGCAACAGGGAGGCCCACCGAAAUGUGGAGAAGGAUGGCCUCGAGAAGAACGUCAUCCGCCUUCACUACCAGAUGUACAAGCUAGACGAGGCCCGCGCAGAGCUAGAGAAUCUGCAGCGGAAGAAGCUGGAGCUCGGACGGGCCCUGGAGGCGCUCGAGGCGCAGUUCAAGCAGGAGCGGGCAGAUAUCGAGAAGAAGGAGCAGAGUCUGCAGGAUACACUUGAAAACUGCAUUCUGCAGGAGGCACGCUGCCUCAAUGAGAAGAAGCGCCUUGACCAGGAGUUGGCGGCGGCACAGAAACAGAUUGAGGUUGACAUGGAACAUGCAAAGGAGCGGCUUGAGGCGGAGGCAGAGAUGCGGGAGAAGGUUGAUGAGGAACACCGCAAGCUCAAGCUGCAGCUUGAGGACAUGAUGAACAACGGCCCCCAGCGUGAGGCGGCGAAGCGGCAGCAGCUGCAGGAAGUGAACGAGGACCGUCAGCGGUGGGCGAUGCAGCGGAAGGAGUAUCGCGGCGCCAUUGCCGAAGCGCAGGCAGCCGUAAAUCAACUUCUAGAAAGGGAUAAAGCGGCAAAGAAGGGCAAAAAGGGAAAUAAAAACCAGUGA
This is a messenger RNA of Trypanosoma rangeli, 2190 nucleotides long. RefSeq lists its product as uncharacterized. Gene Ontology annotation, molecular function: GTPase activator activity; small GTPase binding. NCBI's taxonomy places the organism in Eukaryota, Euglenozoa, Kinetoplastea, Trypanosomatida, Trypanosomatidae. Bases 1 to 2190 code for a protein of 729 amino acids. Gene Ontology annotation, cellular component: nucleus; cytosol; perinuclear region of cytoplasm. Gene Ontology annotation, biological process: nucleocytoplasmic transport; activation of GTPase activity. The record is from RefSeq and is a predicted model, not a curated record. The transcript has a single exon.